This is a messenger RNA of Perognathus longimembris pacificus (Pacific pocket mouse), 1311 nucleotides long. It is a transcript of the gene Xpa, whose product is annotated as XPA, DNA damage recognition and repair factor. The transcript has 6 exons. Gene Ontology annotation, cellular component: nucleotide-excision repair factor 1 complex. Gene Ontology annotation, biological process: base-excision repair; nucleotide-excision repair involved in interstrand cross-link repair; UV-damage excision repair. The coding region runs from base 40 to 867 and encodes 275 amino acids. Gene Ontology annotation, molecular function: damaged DNA binding. NCBI's taxonomy places the organism in Eukaryota, Metazoa, Chordata, Mammalia, Rodentia, Heteromyidae. The record is from RefSeq and is a predicted model, not a curated record.
GCGCAUGCCCGGAGCCCGAGUUCGCUGUGUAGCGUGGAGAUGGCGGCUGCGGGAGAGCGGGCCUCGCCGGAACCCUCAUCUUCGGAACAGCCCGCGGAGCUGCCCGCGUCCGUGCGCGCCAGCAUCGAGCGCAAGCGGCAGCGGGCGCUGAUGCUGCGCCAGGCCCGGCUGGCGGCCCGGCCCUACCCGGCGGCGGGGGCUGCGGCAGCGACCGGAGGUGUGGCUAACGUAAAAGCAGCCCCCAAAAUAAUCGACACAGGAGGAGGCUUCAUUUUGGAAGAGGAAGAAAAAGAAGAACAUAAAAUUGUAAAUGUGAUUCAUCAGCCAGGGCCCAUCAUGGAAUUUGAUUACACAAUAUGUGAAGAAUGUGGGAAAGAAUUUAUGGAUUCUUAUCUCAUGAAUCACUUUGAUUUGGCAACUUGUGAUAAUUGCAGAGAUGCUGAUGAUAAACACAAGCUUAUAACCAAAACUGAAGCAAAGCAAGAAUACCUUCUGAAAGACUGUGAUUUGGAGAAAAGAGAACCAGCUCUGAAGUUCAUUGUGAAGAAGAAUCCUCAUCACGCACAGUGGGGUGAUAUGAAGCUCUACCUAAAACUGCAGAUUGUGAAGAGGUCUCUUGAAGUCUGGGGGAGUCAGGAAGCACUGGAAGAAGCAAAGGAAGUGCGACAGGAAAAUCGAGAAAAAAUGAAACAGAAGAAGUUCGAUAAGAAGGUGAAAGAAUUGCGGCGAGCGGUAAGAAGCAGUGUGUGGAAAAGAGAAACAGCUGUUCAUCAACAUGAGUAUGGACCAGAAGAAAACUUAGAAGAUGACAUGUACCGCAAGACCUGUACUAUAUGUGGCCACGAACUGACAUAUGAAAAGAUGUGAUUUUUUUUAGUUUAGUGACCUUUUAAUUUUUUACAGAAUUUUAUAUUUAAACUCACAAUGUGGGCUUUACAGUGAAACACUUUGUAACUGAUUCUUCACCGGGUGUUUUCAUCUUAAACGCAGAUUUUAGUUAAGGUUCAGCUCAACUGGCUACACAUCGAGGAAUAAACAAACCCUAGACUAGGGCAGGAGGCAAAGCUUCUGAGGAAGGCCAAAGCUGACUGAACUGGACACAACCUAUAAUGAUGGCGGAUAUGCUCUGGCUUCUCUUCAGAUCAUGUAAAUCUUUUACCUUUUACCAUAAGGAUGGUGGCACAGUAUUGCAUCAGUCUAGGUGAGGUUUUGGGGGACUUUUAUUUUUGGUGCAAAUACCAGGACUUGAUCUUAAAGCCUGUGCUUCCACUUCUAGCCUUUCUUCUAGCCUUUUGUUGGUUAACUGGACAU